UUAAUCACCGCGUAUCCACGUAGCCUAAUAGCAUACAUCACCAAAUAUCAGCACGUCCACUGCUGCUACCUGGAGUAGUUGCUAUGUGAUAGUAGGGCAAGGACAGGAAGUUAAAAUGAAAACUGGCUUCUUGUUCCCUGACAUCAAUUUUACAACAGGCGCUCCGUAGAUUCACUAACCACUACAACAUAUGGAUGCACUCAUCUCUCAGUCUGUGUACUAUUACCCCAUCCAUAUAAUACUAACAUCAGUUGGGGUCCGCAGCUCCUGCUACGAACCGAUUCUCGUGAGAAAAAAGGAUUUCUGCAGCUUGUAUUUUUCGUCUUGACUUUUUUCUCAAGCCUCUUGAGUUGACUUAAUAUGAACAUUUGCGUGCAAUCAAACUACGUGCGUUAAAUGUUUGUCGGUUAAUUCCCUCGAAGACCCAGGUGUAAAUUGGAACAUUGUUAUCCUUUUCUACCAGCUUGUCCAAACGAGCAACACCAUUUAGCGAAUGGCAUGUUUGUUUGGUAGGUGAAGAUGAACGCAGUGCAACUGACUAGCAUUUCAAACUAAAAUUACAAAACGACAACAAAGGAAGGAAUGGAAAAUACGAAUGAACGAUAUACACACGGGAAGGUAAUUCUGGGGCAAAGUUAUUUUUUUCCAGUGCUCCCACGAAGUCAUGCAGAGACUUGCACCGAUUCAAAAAGACAUCAACCAUGAAGGAACACAUCCACAUCCGUCGCCCGUUUUCAGAUGUUGGCGGUGGUGUUCCAUUCUGAGCUCGCUAACGAGAUGUACUAUUCCUCUCUACACCUUUUAACAGCUACCCUUUGGUAAAAAGUGAUGGAAUGGUUUAAUGUCUUCAAGAUGACAUAGAGACCGUCCGAAAGCUCUACUGCAGAUGCUCAGAAAAUAAUUUCCAGGAUGACAAAAGAAUUGCCUGGCCAUUUCGAAUGAUGGAGAGAACGGUAACGACAGAGCCUGUGAUUAAAUGGAUUUCCAUUCGAUUCGCUGUGUUUUGUGUCGCCUGUGUCCUCACUGUUCAAAGGACAGGAUCCACCGCGGUUCUGCUGGCUGCCUGCAGUGGGAAGGUAGAGCUGCACACAGAGAGGAGGGGUGUCAUCUACAGCCCGUCCUGGCCACUCAACUACCCCCCAGGAAUGAACUGCAGCUGGGACAUCCAGGGCGAUAAGGGCGAUGUCAUCACUAUCAGCUUUCGAAACUUUGACCUGGAGGAGUCUGGGAAGUGUGCGGGGGACUGGCUGAUGCUGGGGCCCACGUGGAGGGAGGAGUACCGGGUGUGCGGCUCCCUCCUGCCCCCGCCCUUCAUCUCCUCGCGGGGCAGGGUCUGGCUCUACUUCCACUCCCAGGCCAACAGCUCCGGGCUGGCCCAGGGCUUCCGCCUGUCCUACAUCCGGGGCAGACUGGGCCAGAGCAGCUGUCAGAACGAGGAGUUCCUGUGUGGGAACGGGAAGUGCCUCCCGAGGGCCUGGCGCUGCAACGGUCUGGACGAGUGCGGCGACAGCACGGACGAGAAGAGCUGCGCCCCCCCGCCCACCGAGGCCCGGCCCAGCCUGUGCCCGCCCGCCACCUUCCAGUGCACGCAGGCGCAGUCCACCCAGUGCCUGCCCAACACGCUGCGCUGCGACGGCGCCCGCGACUGCGCCGACGGCUCGGACGAGGCCGGCUGCCCCGACACGUCCUGCGGCAAGCGCCUGGCCAACUUCUACGGCUCCUUCGCCUCGCCGGACUUCUUCCGGCCCGACCGCGGCGGCGCCGCCGACCUGCGCUGCUCCUGGCUGCUGGACACGCAGGACCCGAAGCGCAUCGUCCUGCAGCUGGACCUGCAGCUGGGGCCCGGCGACUCGGUGCGCGUGUACGACGGGGCGGGCGAGCGGGCCGACCGCCUGCUGCAGGCCUUCUCCCACCGCAACAACCGGCGGCCCGCCGUGGUGGAGUCCAGCCGCGGCCAGAUGACCGUGCUGUACCACGCCCGGCCCCGCGGCGCCGGCCACGGCUUCAACGCCUCCUACCAGGUCAAGGGCUACUGCUUCCCCGGGGAGCGGCCCUGCGGCAGCGACCAGGGCUGCUUCUCCGAGCGCCAGCGCUGCGACGGCUACUGGCACUGCCCGUCGGGCAAGGACGAGGAGGACUGCCCCGUCUGCCCGGCGGGGGAGUACCCGUGCGAGGGCGCCAGCGGGGCCUGCUACCCGGCCUCCGAGCGCUGCAACAACCAGAAGAAGUGCCCGGAGGGCUCCGACGAGAAGAACUGCUUCAACUGCCAGCCGGGCAACUUCCACUGCGGCACCAACCUGUGCAUCUUCGAGACGUGGCGCUGCGACGGGCAGGAGGACUGCCAGGACGGCAGCGACGAGCGCGACUGCCUGGUGGCGGUGCCGCGCAAGGUCAUCACGGCGGCGCUGAUCGGCAGCCUGGUGUGCGGCCUGCUGCUGGUCAUCGCCCUGGGCUGCGCCUUCAAGCUCUACUCCCUCCGCACGCGCGAGUACAGGGCCUUUGAAACCCAGAUGACGCGAUUGGAGGCGGAGUUUGUGAGGAGAGAGGCUCCGCCCUCCUACGGUCAGCUCAUCGCUCAGGGCCUCAUCCCGCCCGUGGAGGAUUUCCCGGUCUACAACCCGUCUCAGGCCUCCAUGCUCCAGAACAUCCGCACCGCCAUGCGCCGGCAGAUCCGCCGCCACUCCACCCGCCGGGCCUCGUCCCGCCGCCGCCUGGGGCGCCUCUGGAGCCGCCUCUUCCACCGCGGGACCCGGCUCCGGGGCCAGAUCCCGCUGCUGACGCCCCCGGGGGCCAGCCACCCGUCCCUGACGCGCUCGCACAGCUACCAGGCCGUGGGCGGGGCGGGGUCCGGCACGGGGCUGACGCCCUCCCCCUGCUCCUCCGCCGCCGCCCUGGGGCUGGCCCUGCAGGCGCACGCGGACGCCCUUUACCGGCCCCCCACAGAGUCCCCGCCCACCCCCCUGUCCCCGCCCACCCCUUCCUCGCCCCUCUCCGCCUCAGACAGUCCGGAGGAAGAGGAAGAGGAGGAGGAGGAGGAGGAGGGGGGGUCGGGAGUGGGCUCUCCUGAGGCGCCAGGGGGCGGGGCCUCCCGCAGCGGCUGCCCGCCCUUGGGUCUGACGGACACGCCGGGCGCCGGCAGGCAGCGGGGCGCCGCGCCGCCCGAGAACUCCAGCGAGGCCUACGGCCGCAGGGCGUCCCGAAGGCUGGUGCGGGGGCUGGCCGCCAACCUGGCCCUGCGGCGGUACGCCCCCCUGGGCGCGUCCCCCAGCCCGGACCCCCUCCGAGUGCCCUCCACCCCCCCCGAGGGACACGGCCCCGCCCCCGCCCCGUCCUGGGACCCGGGGCCCUCAGGGACACAGGGAGCUGAUCAGAUGUGCCAGUCUGUGGAAUUGCCAAUCGGGGAGGAGCAGGAGCAGGAGCAGCCCUGCUGUGGGAGCGACGGGGACGAUGACGAGACCCUUCUCGUGUGCUGAGCCAGCGAGCCGCCCACUCUCUCUCUCUCUCUCUCCUCUCCCUCUCCCUCGCGCCAUCAGGAGGCGUUCGCUGGGCCUUCGCUGUCAGGAAAAUAACCUCACCGCUUCGCUUUUUUCUCUCCCCCUCCAUCUCCUCUGCCACAGACCGGUUCCCUGGCUGCGUCAGAGCUGCCAGUCAGCCGGACAGCACAAUUUAGUACCGAGGUGCGGAGAGCAAUUCACCAAUUCACAGCAAACCGCAGGCUUUUUAAAAAAUUCCUUCUAAUCUUUCCCAGGCCUGACCUUUCACCCCAAGCCCUUCCGCUCCCCUUCAUUGCUGCAGCCCCAGUUGGCUCUGGUACGGACGGGGUCAUGUGACAUAUCGGCCGCUGUCGAAUUGUGGGCCCCCCCCCAAAAAAAGCACUUUCUCUCCCCCUGCCUUACAAGAGAUCGAAAAACCAGCUUCAAGAAAGGACCAGUUCCUGCCGAAGUGACUAUCCUGUGACUUUACUUGCUUUUUUUGCUGUUGUUUUUUUUUCCAGUUAUUUUUUUGCCAUUUUAAAAAAAAGUAGAUGGGCUCACCAUCUUAGUGGAACUAAAGGGAUGAACUGAAAGGAAAUUUCAAUCUUGUUUUGUCGUCGCCGUCGUUGUUGUUGUUGUUUUUGUCGUUGCUUUAAUCCCGCAGUUAUCGCCGUUUUGCCUCUGGAGAUUCUGGGAGAGACGCUCGCGAACGGAGCUCACGCGUCGGCCAAUCGGUGAGGAGGUUUGAACUCAGGAGAAAAGCGGAGGAUCGUUAGGCAGCUUGAACGGAGAAGGGCCUGUCUGAAUGGCUUCUUUCAGCCGCGCGGAUCUGUUUACUCCGUGGCGGUUUCAGCCCGACCCUUUUAACGGAAACUCAGACCUCAGGGGGGGGGGGGAGCUCGCGGGAGGAGGGGGGGGGCCCUUCGUUGCAGCUCCGCCUUUGGCGGCCCUGGUAACAUUAGAAAGCGAAAAUUGCUGAUGCAUGAGAAAGCAAGCAGGGCUGUGGUGGUGAUGUAAUGGUGUCUCUUGGAAGGCGGCGGGGAAAAGAGGCUGAGGUAAUUAUGAUUUAUCUCUUCGGCUAGGCCUCGCUGCAGGCCUGAGCGGGGCAUUAAAGAGAGGGAGGUCACUGGAACCCCAGGGGGAAACGUGUUCUGUCUUUGAAAUAAGCUCUAAUUUCCUUGUUUUCCCGUUAAUGUAUCCUCCAAUUUGGUUCUUACUUGAAUUUGUUUUGUUUUUUUGUUUGUUUUUUUGUGUGUGGUAUUGCAUCUCAAAUCUUGUGUUGUGUCUUAGCAUUUUUUUGUUUGUGUUCUGUUAUGGCCUUUUUCCGUGCUUGCGCACGAGUGCGAGUGCACGUGCUUGCGUACGAGUGCGAGUGCACAUGCUUGCUUAUGAGUGCGCGUGCACGUGCUUGCGUACGAGUGUGAGCGCACGUGCUUGCGUACGAGUGUGCGUGCACGUGCUUGCUUAUGAGUGCGCGUGCACGUGCUUGCGUACGAGUGUGCGUGCUUACUUGCGUGCGCGUGAGUAUCAGUGGGUGUCGGUGCGAUGGUGUUUCACAUGUUUAGUGGAACUAUCAUCAGGGAUGUUUGAAAGAAGCAAUAAGUGACUGAUCUUGAUCUCUCAAAAAUGGCGUCAGUCUCAGAGCCAGGGCACCUGUCUGCCAUUGCUUCUGCGGCAUUAGGCGUUGUGUUGCUCAGAAGCUUGCAGGCAUUAUAUCCCAGCCCUGAAGGGCAUCUGGCCCAAGGCGUUGAGAAGGGCAGGUACAACUGCUGGACAAUUAAUCAUAAGAUAAGGGAAAUCCAGCAGCAGGAGGCACAGUGACAAAUAAAAAAAAGAAAUAUUAUGCAGAAGGUGCAUUUUUUUUUGUUGUGCUGCUGGAUUUAGCAUAUAUCAGCCCUGAAGAGAAGGGGGGGAAACGCGGCUCCACUCUCUGUGCUGCCCGUUCGUUAUCUGCAAUGCAGUAUGUCCUACGCCUUUGACUGAGUGGGCCACAUGUUUUGGGGAGCAAAAGUAGGGAAAGCGAAAGACUUUGCCUUUGUGAAUAAGCGGAAUGAAGUACACUGCAGUAAGACUGAACUGAAAUGAGCGAAAUGAGCUGAACUCCGCGCCGGGGGGGGGGGGGGGGGCGUAAAUCCAUAGACCCGCGUUCACGAGCUGACUCUCGGAAUGGGAUGUUUAUGUGGUAGUAAACCGAAAUUGAUUUCCCCAGAGCAUCGGGUUGUGCGGAGAAUUCUGCUUUGCGCUGCCGUCCUGCUUGGGAGAUUUACCGAAUUCAUACGUACGCUGUUACCUCACUUGAGAAAUGCUGUUGUUGGAUACCUAUCAAUGAGUAACCGACAGUUAUCCCCAGAUCGAUAUUCCUUACUUUAUUUCCCUGUAGAGUAAUUCACAUAAAAUUUUAACCUGAUGAGCCAACACCGAUACACUAGUGUGGAGUUUUAAGGUGCAGUACUGUUAGUACACUACACUUAGUGUCAUCACACCUGCUUUUCAGAGCAGUAACAUUACCAGUGUCAAUUUAACUUUAAAUGUAAUCCGAGUCUAAGAACAUGUAAUCCGAGUCUAAGAACAAGGAAAUGUUUGCCAUUAGAGUAAAAUUUACUCUACAGGAGUUGAUUUAACACUGAAUAUCUUACCGGGGUCUCUGCUUAGUAAGUUCUGAAUAAAAAACGGCUUUACAAAAGGCAUUCGUAAAAAGAAAUUAUGAAAAAUAAGUUGUGCUCAGUCAGACUUGAACUAUCUCCAGAGAUUUUCAUAAGAUUAAAAUCUGAAAUUACACGCUUCCAUCUCAGGUUGAAUGCAAGGCUGCACUUCGCUAAUAGCUUUUCUGUUGUCACCCACACGAUAUUUUAGAGAUUAGGAUGCGUCCAAAAGCAGAUUAAUUUCACCUUGUUAUGUGGUUGUUAAUAGGUGGGAUGUUUUCCAGGAUGUAUAAAGUAAAAAUAUGAUUUUUUUGCACACAUGUAGGUAGUACAUAAUAACAUAUUAGUUUUUUGAAUAUUUUACUAUUGUGUCAUUGAAUGUGUUUGAAUCCAGCCAAAAAAAAAAAAUUGGGUCUGCCAAAUGAGCUUGCUGAAAGAAAUGAGACGUAGACCUCAUCACCUUCAUCUGCUUCUGCCCCAGUGGGAGAAUUAAAAGAAGACUGUCAUUAAUUUGGCUGCUAAUUAUAAUUAAGUCGUUUUUCAUCUUAUCCUUUUCCUUGUAACGUGUAUUUCCUUGGAGUAAAAUCUUGUGUAAGCGAAUGAACGCAGUCCACACAGUGGCUUAUUUCACCAGUGCAUUUCAUUAAAAAACGAGAGUGCAGAAUCGUCAUUUGCAUGUUGUUUGCAUUUUUCUGAUCGGCACGAUAACAGAAAAUACCGGACGAGGUAUACUAAAAUUAUAUCUUAUCUUUUUUAAUGUCUCAAAAGGCCUUAUGGAUAUGAAGCAGUCAUUAAUUAAGUUCUAAUUUUUGAAAAAAAAAAAAAAGUUAUCGGUGGACAAGCUGUAUAUGGUGAGAGCAUCUAUGGACUCUUGGAUGUAUGUAGACUUGCGUGAGUGAUUUGAGUGAGCUGGUCCACCUGUUCUCCAUUACAAAGAUGCUGCUAAUAUUAGUGGUAGAUCCAGCCAUUUUGUUUUUAACCCCAAAUGCUGUACGAUUUGCUGUGGAAAAGAAACAAAAAAAAAAACCAUGCCAUUUUGAUAUUCGUUUGAUUCUUUCGCUGUAUUAUAACAGUGCAUUUUUUUCCUUGUAAAAGAAACCGUUAUGGGGUGCAGUACAUCUGUCCGGUUGAGACUCUCAUUUCUGAGUUGUUUGUAACUUCUAGCGUAAACUUGAAAGUUGUCAUUCCUUCUCUGCUGGCGCGGUCAAUGGGGACGCAAGAUGACGACAGUGGUCGGACAAUUGAUUGUCUCGGUGUCUUCUUGUGCCUGCAUUUAAUAAAUUUUCAUUUCAUUUU
Molecule: messenger RNA, 7411 nt
Organism: Anguilla rostrata (American eel)
Lineage: Eukaryota; Metazoa; Chordata; Actinopteri; Anguilliformes; Anguillidae
Gene: lrp3
Product: low density lipoprotein receptor-related protein 3
Exons: 7
Coding region: 939-3473 (844 amino acids)
Cellular component (GO): plasma membrane
Molecular function (GO): protein binding
Source: RefSeq, a predicted model, not a curated record